Anisakis simplex (herring worm) is the source of this 1560-nucleotide messenger RNA. The record is from the annotation of a GenBank genome assembly. Lineage: Eukaryota; Metazoa; Nematoda; Chromadorea; Rhabditida; Anisakidae.
AUGCGAGGGCCAAUACGACAAAGUAGUGAGUUCUUCAUUAUGUCAAGUUAUUUGAUAAGAAACGCUCAACAGUCGCAACCACAGCCUUCGCCCACGUCUUCUCAGCUGCGCUUCGCCGAUCAGCCAUCAACGAACAAUAUGAACGCCUCACCGUUCGGAGCAAUCUCAUCAGGCGGAGCACCAACUACAUGGAAUACGGAUUUAUAUCGAGACUAUGCCGCAUCUUCGCAUCCAUUUGGUAGUGGUUCAUCUGGUUUUCCGUCCGCUUCAACGUCUGAAGCGUUCGAAUACUCCACAGCAGGCAGCAAACCACAAGACCCAGUUGCAAGUGCAUUUAUCGGACUCUCUGAUGUAACGACCAAAAUGCUCAUAACGCAUCCGUGCACUGUACUGCGUCGUCAGUGUCAAGUACACCAAUUUGCGCGUUGUCUUCAUCUUACGCCGUUCACAUUUGCUCCAGUCAUAUGCAAUGUUGUCACGGGUGAAGGCAUGCUAACUCUGUGGAAAGGUGCCAUAGGAUGUGGCGUGCUAUGGGCAAUGUCUGCGGCCACUGAAAUUCUUAUUGCUGACGUUUUUGGAUUGCCAAGUGGUACGUAUUUCGCGAUGACACCCUUUUUUGUUUCAUCUUUCAUCGAAACAGUCAGAAGCGAAGAUGGUCUUGGCGGCGAUGAUAUUCGUGUAAUGGAUGUUAUAACGAAUGCAAUCAAUAGGCUGCGAUUUGAUCUGUUUGGUCCACGAGAUAACAGUAAACGCUUCGCGUUGAUGCAUUUGGCUGUACCCACAGUUAUUUAUCACACGUGCCAUUAUCUGAUUACAAAUGUCACUUACGACUGGAUCUAUUUGAUGGCUCGUCGCUACGUGAAUCGAAAAGCAUCAAACGAACGCACAGCAUUCCAUCAAUACCUGCCGCACAUGUUUGCCACAAUGACUUCCCAAGUGAUCGCUGAUCUUUUGUGCUAUCCAUUCGAAACGGUUCUUCAUCGCUUAUAUAUCCAAGGUACACGUACGCUAAUCGAUAAUCUGGAUAAUGGUACAUCAGCGAUCUCGAUCACAGCUAAAUAUUCAGGUUUCUUCGAUUGUACACGAAGCAUUGUGAAUCGUGAAGGUUUAUGGGCACUCUACAGUGGAGUUGGUGCAUUGGCCAUACAGUAUAUGUUACAUUUUUCGUUUCUUCGGUUACUGCGUUGGUUAUUCGAUUAUGGAACGCAUGCGUUGAGUGCGUCGACCAGAGUGAAUAUCAAUGAGCCGUCGUCAUUUGUGCAAACAUCAGUGCCAAGUAGUGGUUAUGCCAAUAUUUCAAAACAACCAUCUCCCACGGGUGCUUUACCAUCGUCCAUCUCGAUGCCUUCAACACAAUCACCCAAACCAUCUCCGUACCCGACAUUCGGUCAGACAGCCGCUUCAGCUUUCGGACGUUCCUCUCCGCCAUUGAUUGGAUCACCGCCAUCAGCAAGCGCUCUUGCCGACUAUCCGUUUGGACCCUUAUUGAUGCCAGGUGAUCAAGCUGUGAGCAAUCCGGACGAUAUCUUUUCGAGUAUGCAUGUCAAAAGAGAGAUUUGA